AUGUCUUGGCUAAAUCUCUCAAGGAAUGAUUUGGUACUGAACCUGAGCCAAUCAACUGAAGCAAGUUUCCUAGAAGAGGAAGCUUCCUCGGGCCCUGGUGGUAACUUCAGGAUUGGACCUCGGGCUUUAUAUCUCUUCCAACAUAUCACCAUUAAAAGAAGGAGAAAGAGGCAAGGAAAGAGAGGAGGAGAAGAGGGCCAUGGGAUCAUUGUGGACCUUGGAGAAGCUUGUACAAUAAGGCUCAGGGAUUAUUUGGGUACGGAUGGAGAAGUUGAGCAACUUGAUAGACAGCUGCAUCGCAUCACCCCAUCACCCCGAAGCAACCCACGACCUCCUCCGUCUUCCACAAGUUCCUCCCUCUCCCACCAUGGUUCUCCCUCUCGUCCCUUCAGCACACUCCCGCUUCUGAGGGGCCACCACCACCGUAUAUAUCCGACGACACAUCACCACCGCCGACAAGCGGAGACAUCAAAAGAGAGUGUGGAGAGAGAUCAUUUGUUAAGAAUGGGAGGAAAGAGAGAGAAAAAGAGAGAGCAAGAGAGAGCAUUCCAGAAGAAUGGAGGCAUGCUACUGGAGAAGCUGGUUGCCACUUGUAAUGGCAAGCCUCCUAUUCCCAUCCGUAACUUCUCCGAGAACGACCUUAUCUCUGCCACCAAUAACUAUGAUCCUCGCCUUGUUUUACAUAAUUAUCGGUUCUGCAAAUGGUAUAAGGGUUCUCUUGAAGGCCGAACUAUUUCCAUUAGGAAGACUAAAGGCAAACUAGAUCUGGAUUGCGUCUUCACUGAAAUAGCUAUUUCUGCAAAGAUGAGCGCUCACAAGAAUGUUCUACGGCUCGUGGGAUGUUGCCUCGAGACUCAAGUUCCUAUUGUGGUGUAUGAAUCUAUUGAGGAAGGAACCCUUUACAAUCAAAUUCUUGGCUCCAAUUCUAACACAUCUCCGCAUCAGAGAAUGGCGUGGCAGAGUAAGUUAAAGGUUGCAAGCGAAAUUUCUCACGCAGUUGCGUAUCUUCACACUGCCUUCUCCAGACCCAUCCUUCAUAGGUGUAUAAAUCUUACAAAUAUUUUUUUUGCCGAACAUGAGGUCCCCAAACUGUCUUAUUUUUUAUUUUCCAUCACAAUUCCCGAGGGUGAAACUCACGCAAAUGAUGAAACACUGUGCGGGACUCCUGGAUUUAUGUGCCCUAACUAUGUUGAAACAUUGCGAGUAACCGAGAAAAGUGAUGUCUAUAGCUUUGGUGCACUUUUAUUAGUGCUUUUAACUGAACUACUGGCCUAUGACACAUGUCUAGAAACAGAAGAUUUGGACAUAGUAAAAUAUGUAAGAAAGCAUGGUAUACAUGAGAUUGUGGAUCCUGCAAUCAUCGCAAGGGAAGGAGCAACUGUGUUAGACCUUGCCUUAGCAUGCACGGAAGACAAUCCAGAGGAUCGACCCACAAUGGUCGAUGUUUCGAGAGAACUUAGGCGGAUUGAGAGGAUUGUCCGGCCAUAAUUAUUAAUAUUUUCUCACUUUCUGCAUCCAAGUGCCUUUGUAAGCAUCAAUUUUAUCAAAUAAGGGAGAAUGUAUGGCUCCCUCUAGUCUUUCCCUGUGGUUAUUUUCCCUGUUGGCCCAUCAAAUUUCCAAUGUAAACAUCAGUUAUCAAAUAAUUAAUAUCCUUUUUACA
Molecule: messenger RNA, 1660 nt
Organism: Corylus avellana
Lineage: Eukaryota; Viridiplantae; Streptophyta; Magnoliopsida; Fagales; Betulaceae
Source: RefSeq, a predicted model, not a curated record